UAUAAAGAGUCUGUGGCUCAUGUUUGUUUCCACUUCUCUGCAGAGCUGCGACAGAGAGAGGAUGAAGAGGAGACAGCAGCACUCAGCUGAAGGUACCUCUGUUGAUCCAGAUGACCGAUCACCAGAUGAUAUGGAGACGACAUCAUCAAAUCCUGAUGGCGACACACAGGAGUCAGACUCAGACCAUCAGACACUCUCAGUGGAGUGUCCAAAAUGUGGGAGCAACAUUCAGGUGCCAGUUGAUGCUGGGGUGGAGGUCACAGAUAAAUAUCAGCCAGCCUCCUCCAACCAGAACAGGACCUGUGGAGAGGACUGGGUGUCACUGAGUGAGGACCAAGUGAACCUGGACGAGGUCUUACAGGAACUGAGAGGCUUGAUACCAGAUCAACUGUAUUCAUCUGCUGAACGUUUGGUGAACGACAUGAAAAAGAUCCCAGAAAACUCUGAACAUCUGGUGGACCUCGUAGGUCAUAUGAAGGAACAUCUGAAGAGUUUGAAGGAACAUUUCAAACCUCAAAAAUCUAACAAAGCAGCUAAAUCUCCAUCGUCAUAUUCAUGCUGUACCUAUAAAGUGAAGCUCUACAGUGUUGUCACUGGUAAAACCUUUGGUGCUGAUGACGUCAUACUGGAGCAAGUAAAGAAUAAAAGAUGGACAGCAACACUGAUGGAGGUGACCACAGAUCCUCAGGACUGCUACGUCAUCAUUGUCUUCUGUCCAAUCACGUCUCGUGUUGGAUCAGAUGUGGAGGCAGCCAUGAGACGUGAGGAAGUGUCUCAGAGUCAGAAACCUGUCAUCUUAGUGAUGAUGCAUCACACCAGAGAAGUCGACUAUUCACCUGAUGGAAGAAAAUGGUGUGAAAAGUAUCGAAACGUCGUCUCUGAGGUUCAUGUUCUCUUCCAUGAGACUCAGCCGGGCUUACUGAGAUGUGACAGGAAUGAUCAGGCAUUUGAACAAAUUCAAAAUGAGGUGUACAAACACAGUAAAGGCAGACGGCCUUGGUGACUUUCUGGUCUGGAUGUGGAACAAAAAGCAACAAACAAUGAAGUAAAGAAAGCAGCAGGAUGGUGAGAUUCAUGUUAGUGAUCAAUGACAGAAACAGAGAAACACAGUUUGACCUUCUCCUGAGUGAAUCUGAUUUAAUAUCACUGAUCACAGCUGCUUCACACUGUAUUUCUGCUCUAUAGUUACUGAGUGUCUUUCCUCUUUUUAUUCACAUUUUCAGUCUGCACAUAAACAAAUAAUCAAAGUUUUAUCUGCUGAGCUGAGGAUGAAUAAACUCUGACAUCCAUGAAGAGAAUAAACAUCAGAUCUGAACCUUCCUCACAUUAAAACAUUCAAACAGAAACAUGGUUUCCCAUCGUCUGAUCUUUGACUGCAGCUCUGUUAAUGACCUCCUCCUCCUCUUCUUCUUCUGUGGUGGUUUAACAGCAGCGACUGGAGACCCAGCUCCUCCAGCUGUUGAUGGCUCAGAUUGGACUCUGUACAUGACACUGUUGACUGUUUGCCUGUGUGUUGGAUUAAAUGUUUCAUCUCAGUGUGAGGUGAUGUUUGACGUUUGUUUCUGCUGCUGACAGCAGCUGGAGUUUCACUAACUUCAGCUGUGAGUCUGUUUCCUGGUUACACCUGGUUUGUUAGAUUUAACCCUUUAAUGUCUGAGCUGUUAAUAAGAUAAGAUGUGGUGCUUGAUGACAAGAUGACUGAGCUGAACUUUACAUUUUAUUUCCCUUUUGGUCAGAACCAUGACGAGUUAAACAAUGAUUAAAAAAGUUCAUGUUAUUAUGUUUUUCACAGCAGUUAAAAGAUGAUAUGAAAAGAUUUCAUUAGUUCAUAUUAACUGACAUAAACAGAAUCAGAGAAUGUAAAAAUCAGAUGAAAUACAUUAUUUGACAUGAGGUUAAAAACUGUAUAAAUGAAGUGAUGAGUUUACUUUCAGAUGGAUGUAUAUUUCUCUGGUGUUGACAUGAAGCAGCAUCGACAGCACUGGUUAAAACAUCAGUGUUUUCUAUGUUUUUCUGAUUCAUUCAAAGGUUUUCCACCUGA
Messenger RNA from Lates calcarifer (barramundi perch), 2041 nucleotides. RefSeq lists its product as uncharacterized. NCBI's taxonomy places the organism in Eukaryota, Metazoa, Chordata, Actinopteri, Centropomidae. The record is from RefSeq and is a predicted model, not a curated record. The transcript is spliced from 7 exons. Bases 20 to 1003 code for a protein of 327 amino acids.